AUGUCGACUGUGAGUGAAGCGGUGGCGGAGGUUUCUGAGGCAGGCAGGUGUGUGGAGUACCCCAAGGUGAUGGGAGGGAAAGCUCUUCCGAAGUCUUGGGGUUACUUGCUCAGGCUCAGACUCACCUGCACGUCAGUGACCCCAGCGGCCAGCCAGGGCUCGGUGGUGACUGAGUCCGUCCUGCAGUACCGAGUGAGCAACGCCAGCAUCAGCACCACCGACAUUGAGCAGCAGCUGACACAAAGGCUGAACAGCCAGAACAGCUUUGGUGGACUCCAGCUGGACAAUAUCCGCGCCAACUCUGGCAGUUCUCCACCAGCCACCACGGCACCAGCUCCCCUGGUGCCUGGCUGGGGCAUCGCCCUGCUGGUCCUGGUCUGCAUCCUGCUGGUGCUGAGCAUCCUGCUCUUCAUCCUGCUGUUCCUGGGGUAA
Molecule: messenger RNA, 432 nt
Organism: Mauremys reevesii (Reeves's turtle)
Lineage: Eukaryota; Metazoa; Chordata; Testudines; Geoemydidae
Product: mucin-1-like
Exons: 5
Coding region: 1-432 (143 amino acids)
Cellular component (GO): apical plasma membrane
Source: RefSeq, a predicted model, not a curated record